UUUACUCUUGCACGUGUAAUAAAUGUCAAAUGGAUGUCAAAUCUUAUGCUUCAUAGAUCCGAGAAACUGUUUUAAAUUCUUUGAUUUUAAUAUUAUUUUACCGUGUUUUUAGUUAAUAAAUACUCAAAAAAUGUUUAGUGGUUUAAAGAAGCAUGUAAGCUCUAAGAAUUAUGAGACCUUGCAGAACUUGCGAUUGAAAAGCACUAAAUUAGAAGAAAUUAGGACAAAGUUAGCUAGUGGACCAUCAUUUCAAGAUUUUAUUAGAGAAGAUGAACAAAUAGAUGUUACGAAAUGGAAUGACUAUCAGGGAAAGUUAAAACGAGCCAAAGGUGAAGAUCAGAGACUUCGCUUGCCACCAUGGCUGAAAACAUCAAUACCUACAGGUACAAAUUUCAGUAAAGUCAAGACUCAAUUACGUGAUUUAAAAUUGAAUACUGUAUGCGAAGAAGCAAGAUGCCCAAAUAUUGGAGAAUGUUGGGGAGGUGGAACUCAUGGAACUUCAACUGCCACAAUAAUGUUAUUAGGAGAUACAUGCACAAGAGGUUGCAGAUUUUGUUCUAUUAAAACUUCAAGAGCUCCACCUUUGCCGGAUCCGAAUGAACCUGUUAACACAGCUACAGCUAUAGCUAAAUGGGGUGUUGAUUACAUAGUCCUCACAUCCGUUGACCGAGAUGAUCUGCCUGACGGAGGAUCCAAUCAUUUUGCAGAAACUGUGAAAGAAAUCAAAAGACAAAAUUCUAAUAUAUUAGUAGAAUGCCUUGUACCUGAUUUUCGCGGAAAUUUGGAAUGUGUUAAAACCAUUGCUAAUUGUGGUUUAGAUGUAUAUGCUCAUAACAUUGAAACAGUGGAAUCUUUGACACCUUUUGUGAGAGAUCGCCGAGCAAAUUACAGACAAACAUUGAAAGUUCUUGAAGCAGCGAAAUCAAUAAAUCCUGAUUUGAUAACUAAGUCUUCUAUUAUGCUUGGUUUAGGAGAAACUGAUGAAGAAGUAGAACAGACAAUGAAAGAUUUACGUAAUGUUGGUGUAGAUUGCGUAACAUUAGGUCAGUAUAUGCAACCAACGAAAAGACAUUUGAAAGUUGUUGAGUACGUUACUCCUGCUAAGUACAAACAUUGGGAAGAUAGAGGUGCUGAGCUAGGUUUUCUAUAUACAGCCAGUGGUCCUUUAGUUAGAAGUUCUUACAAAGCUGGCGAAUUCUUUAUAUCCAGCAUAUUAAAAUCACGUAGAGCAAAUACCAAAGCAGCUGAAUGUUAGGAAGUUAGUAAAUUAAGUUUUAAUGUUUUAUAGAUAU
Messenger RNA from Ctenocephalides felis (cat flea), 1292 nucleotides. RefSeq names its product lipoyl synthase, mitochondrial (gene Las). The record is from RefSeq and is a predicted model, not a curated record. The transcript has 8 exons. Gene Ontology annotation, cellular component: mitochondrion. Gene Ontology annotation, biological process: lipoate biosynthetic process. Lineage: Eukaryota; Metazoa; Arthropoda; Insecta; Siphonaptera; Pulicidae. Gene Ontology annotation, molecular function: 4 iron, 4 sulfur cluster binding; lipoate synthase activity. The coding region runs from base 131 to 1255 and encodes 374 amino acids.